Messenger RNA from Teleopsis dalmanni, 1041 nucleotides. RefSeq lists its product as uncharacterized. Lineage: Eukaryota; Metazoa; Arthropoda; Insecta; Diptera; Diopsidae. Gene Ontology annotation, molecular function: nucleic acid binding. The record is from RefSeq and is a predicted model, not a curated record. The transcript is spliced from 2 exons. Gene Ontology annotation, biological process: DNA integration. The coding region runs from base 1 to 1041 and encodes 346 amino acids.
AUGUGUAGUAAUAUGGUACUGAUACCAUUCGAUCCAACAUUACCUAUAAUUGUUGCUACUGACGCAAGUCCAACAGGUAUUGCUGGCGUCUUAUCACAUAAUAUAAACGGCUCGGAAAGGCCAAUCGCAUUUGCGUCGAGAUCGGUUACAAAAUCUGAAAGCAAUUAUAGCCAAAUUGAUCGAGAAGCAUUAGCAAUUGUAUUUACAGUUGAUCAUUUUUUCAUAAUAUUUCGGAACGAUGCAAAGUUACCUUCAAUUACUCAAUCAAGAUUAUUACGUUACGCAGAGUUUUUACAAGGGUUCGAUUAUGAAAUUAUAUUCAAAAAAGGGAUUGAAAACUCAAACGUGGAUUGUUUAUCAAGAGCAACAGCAAAUAAUUCGAGAAAAUCUACAGACAAAAGCAUCAACGAGGAUGUCAGUCAAAUCUGUUAUACAACCAUUUUUGAAAUUUCAAACGAACAAUUAGAUUCAAAGAUUCUUGCAUUUGAAACUGGAAAAGAUGAAAAAUUAUCAAAGUUAAAAACAGAUAUUUUAAAAUCUAACAACAUUCAAGAAUUUUACGUAAACGACGGUAUUAUAUUUAAAGGUUCAAGAGCUGUCAUACCCAACAGUUUGCAAAGCAUAAUAUUAAAAGAGCUUCACCGUACUCAUUGUGGCAUUAAAAAAAUGAAACAAUUAGCUAGAAGAUAUUGUUACUGGGUAGGCAUCGAUAAAGACAUUGAGCAAACAGUAAGAUCUUGUGAAGAAUGUGUUAAAAUUCAGGCAAUGCCACAUAAGGUUCACGUUCAUCAUUGGGAAUCACCACAAACCAAUUGGGAGAGAAUUCACUUAGAUUAUGCCGGUCCAUUUCAAGGUUAUUACUUCUUAGUUGUCAUUGAUGCGAAAUCAAAAUGGGCAGAAGUAAGUAUGUUAAAGCAAUCUCCAAAUUCAGAGAGCUCUAUCAAACGUUUAGACAGAAUAUUUUCAAGUCACGGUUUUCCUCACGUAUUGGUAUCGGAUAACGCAACUUUAUUUACAAGUGAUACUUUCAAAAAAUACUGA